AUGGAGGAACUACACCAGGCAGCUUUAGCAUAUUACAACAAUGGGUCACAAAAUCUUCAGCUGCUGGCAGCCAACUUCUUCCGAUCCAUGGACAGAAAUGGCGAUGGUCGAGUAAGCAAGUCUGAGUUCAUUACAUUUCUUCGGCAGAACGGCUACGGUUGGAUUAACCCUAGCUUCUUCAACAAUCUGGAUCGAAACCGUGAUGGCGGUCUGGAUUUCGAAGAAGUGCUUACAUUUUACUACAUCAUUAAGACCAGGAACUUGUGGUGCGAUGGUUGUGGGGUGUGUCUAAAAGGGUUGUAUUUUACAUGUGUUGAGUGCUUCGACAGAGCCGCCAACACUUAUGAUCUAUGCUCCUGUUGCUACUCCAGCAGGCGGUUCCGCCACAACCACACCUGCUUCUUGGAUAACCAUAUGCUGCUGAGAUCAAAGAGAACGCAACUUAGACAAGCUGGUCUUCCAAACCUGAAUUUGGUAAUCACUCCAGCACGACAAAUUUUCUACCCUCCAGCUACACCUGCUAGGAACAGAUUGCGGCAAACAUUUCAAGCAUUAGAAGCCGCAAUUACAGUUGCAAAUUUGAUAACUCUGUGUACCAUUAUGUGA
Molecule: messenger RNA, 606 nt
Organism: Prunus armeniaca (apricot)
Lineage: Eukaryota; Viridiplantae; Streptophyta; Magnoliopsida; Rosales; Rosaceae
Source: the annotation of a GenBank genome assembly